AGAAACCAAAAUAGUGUCAAAUGUGAUAACUAAUAUGUCAUUUUAAAACGUCACAAAACCUAGUAAUCAGUAACCUUCAAAAUUUCUAGGUAUUCAAAACAAAAAUGUUAUUUAAUAGGUUUCGACUUCAAAAUUUAUUUCGAAUAUGUCCCAACAUAUUUUCCACAUCCCCUAGGUGCUUAAAAUCUGAUUCUAGCAAUGCAGAAACUGUAGAAUUGGCCUACUCCACCUACGAGAGCACCGAUACCGAUACGUCGAAACGACCGCCUCUAGUAAUUUUACAUGGACUGUUAGGUUCAAAAAAUAACUGGAACAGCAUGAGUAAAGCUAUUCACAAAGCAACAGGACGGAAGAUAAUCAGUGUCGAUGCUCGUAAUCAUGGUGACAGUAGGCAUUCUUCACAGCAUACCUACAUUCAUAUGGCCCACGACGUGAUAAAAUUGUUAAAAAAACUGGAAAUAUCAAAAGUAUCCAUUCUUGGGCAUAGCAUGGGCGGACGCACUGCAAUGGUUCUGUCACUACUUUGUGUAAGUUAUCUUGUAUCAAGUUUGAUUGUGGUUGACAUAUCUCCUGUGAAGACAAGUCCCCAGAUCUUCAGUAUGAUGAAUCUCUUUGAUGCCAUGACAUCAGUAUCAAUAAGGAGUGGUAUUGCAAUGUCUAAAGCAAGGAAAUUAGCUGAUGAACAAUUGAAAAAUAUCUCUCCUGACGUCAAUCUUAGAAAUUUUUUAAUAACCAACCUGGUUCAAACUAAUACAGGAUCCUAUACAUGGAGAGUUAAUUUGCCAGCAUUAAAAGAAAACUUUCAAAACCAUAUAUCAAAUUUCCCUUCCACUCUUAAAGGGCUGCAAUAUUGUGGACCAAGCUUGUUUAUUGGAGGCUCUCUAUCUGAUUACAUUGGGAAGAAUGAUUUGCCAGAAAUUCAAGAAUAUUUUCCACUAGCAGAACUAGUUUUUAUUGAUGGGGCAGGACAUUGGGUACAUAGCCAAAAGCCAGAGAAAUUUCUAGAAAAUGUUUGCAAAUUUUUAGGAGAUAAAUAAUGUUUUAAAAAUUCUAAUUGAUAUUAUAAUUCUUAGUCAAAUGUACAAAUAUUUGUUAAUAGUUUACAUUUAGUAGAAUAAUAUGUUAUUGUUUGAUUUGUUGCUUUUAGUUUAUCUAUUGGAUGUGGUUACACAAAUUGUCUUACAGGAAAUAACACACAACUUAUCAGUAAAUUCUCAAACACAACAUAUGAUUUUAAACAUGUCUGAGGUAUAUGAAUAAAACAAGUUUUACAAUA
This is a messenger RNA of Pieris rapae (cabbage white), 1276 nucleotides long. RefSeq names its product protein ABHD11-like. NCBI's taxonomy places the organism in Eukaryota, Metazoa, Arthropoda, Insecta, Lepidoptera, Pieridae. Gene Ontology annotation, cellular component: mitochondrion. The transcript has 3 exons. The coding region runs from base 105 to 1037 and encodes 310 amino acids. The record is from RefSeq and is a predicted model, not a curated record.